This is a messenger RNA of Cryptomeria japonica (Japanese cedar), 609 nucleotides long. Its product is annotated as ethylene-responsive transcription factor ERF022-like. Lineage: Eukaryota; Viridiplantae; Streptophyta; Pinopsida; Cupressales; Cupressaceae. Gene Ontology annotation, biological process: regulation of DNA-templated transcription. Gene Ontology annotation, molecular function: DNA binding; DNA-binding transcription factor activity. The coding region runs from base 1 to 609 and encodes 202 amino acids. The record is from RefSeq and is a predicted model, not a curated record. The transcript has a single exon.
AUGGGGAAAGGAGGUAGUAGUGCGAAGGCAAAUAGGAGUGGAACAAAGCAUACUACCUAUGUGGGUGUGAGAAAGAGAAAGUGGGGGUUGUGGGUGUCAGAAAUCGGAGAGCCGGGGAAGGAGAAGAGGAUAUGGCUGGGCUCAUUCCCCACACAAGAGAUGGCAGCUCGUGCACAUGAUACAGCUGCACUUGCCUUGAGAGGGGAAUCCGCCAAUUUAAAUUUCCCUGACUUAAUUCAUUCGCUUCCUUGCCCUGCAACUUCCUCUGCAAGAGACAUCCAAGCGGCUGCAGUCGAAGCUGCAUACUCUUAUUCUCAACAGCAAGUGAAACGAGAAGCACCACAGCUAUGCUCCAACAGCAAGACCGGUGAUAAUAAUGAAGGUUUUUCUGACUCUGAACCGUUUCCACAGAAUAAGUCUCAAUCCAUUAAUACUGCAGUAACUGUGAAAGAAAACAAUGUAAUGACGGAUUCAUGGCUGGAUUGGCCCAGCUUGCUAAUGAACAUUACAGAUGGAGUGCUGAUCGGAUCUUCUUUCGUCUUUGGUAACCCCGUGACUGGAGAAGAAGAUCGAGAUGAUCAGUUUACAUCUCUUUGGGAUUUCAGUUAG